CCAAGUGCAACCUGAAUCGUGAGGAGCGGACGAUGGGGGGGAAAAAAUCCCACUGUUCUUUCUUUUUCUCUAACGUGACCGUCAUUAACAUGUAGACCGAUUCGCGUCAAAAGACCCGGAGCGUAAUGGUUUCUUCUGUCACAGGAGAAUUUUGUAGUUGUGAAUAAAAAAACCAUUUUGGAUUAACGGAGCACUUGUUUUGGACUAAAAGGGUUUCCUUAAUUUCUUUCUGCCCGUGUGUAAAUGUUGGACCGCAUUUAACCCGAGUUUCUACCCUCUGGAGUGAAAAGUGCGCCAGUCUUAUUUCCAAGGCUUAUUUCCAACGCUUGAGCGUCUGGAUUUUUUCAGGGGUACUAUGUGGCUUUUGGGAGGACUGGACCUUAACCUAACGGGACUUAAGGCACAGAGGAAUAUUGUCUGAGGUGGAAAAAAACAGCGGAUGGGAUCGUUUCUUAACGGGGACCAACUUUGGACUUGACUCUUCACAGUACAAGUACCUACUAGACCCACUGCACCGCAAUCGCUGCUUCUGCCGCUGUACAUGGCAAUAUGGAAACCAUCAUCACUGACUGGCUUGUCUAUCUCCUGAGAAGUGGUGCCUAAAGAUGAAAUCUUCAGUGUUUUCUUCUUCAGUCCAGUGAUUGUUUACAGGACCUUUUUGAGGAAUAUAUUUCCAUACUGUGAGGAAUAUUUCACAGAUUUUCUUUCACCAAUUUGGAGGAAACUGAUGGCUGCUACAAUUCUACUGGAUGCUUUGCAGUGCUUUGGUUUUAAAACGGAUCAUUAGCAUCCACAACCCUCAUUUGCUCCGGAGUUACCAAUUUCCUUAUACCUUACUUUUGUAUGAAUGUCAGUUUUGUGAUUGUGUUUGUGUUUGCAUCUGCAUGGUAUAAGUGAGAAAAAGGAAAUAAGGAGUUUGUUUCACGAGCAAGAACUGGCCAAAAACAGAGAAAGCAACCAAGUGUAAAGCGUGGGAUAGCAGCCAUGUUCGAGUGGAGGCAGCAUUCGAGGAUUGGAUGUUGGCUAUUUCAGAGUGCUACAUGUGGGAGCAGAAGUAUGGGAUAUGUAGGUCUAGAAGGUUCCUUAAAGGCUGGCUGGUGGGUAUCCACUCUAAUAUGGCUGGGAUUGCUGCUUCUGCAGGCAUGUCCAGCUGUUGUGUUGGCUCAGAAACUUGAUGAGAAUGACCCAAUAGUAACCACAGCCAAUGGCAAGCUUCGUGGUAUCAAGAAGGAGCUGAACAAUGAGAUCCUGGGUCCUGUCAUACAAUUUCUGGGCGUUCCAUAUGCCGCUCCACCUACUGGUGAGCGCCGCUUUCAGCCACCUGAGCCAGCGGCACCAUGGCCUGACAUUCGCAAUGCCACACACUUUGCCCCAGUGUGUCCCCAGAGCAUCGUCGAGGGCCGUCUGCCAGAUGUCAUGCUGCCAGUGUGGUUUACCAACAGCAUCGAUGUGGUGUCUACCUACGUCCAGGACCAGAGCGAGGACUGCCUCUAUCUUAACAUCUAUGUUCCCACUGAGGAUGUCAAAAGAAUAUCCAAGGAAUGUGCCAGGAAACCGGGCAAGAAAAUAUGUAGACAAGGAGGUCCCCUUACAAAGAAACACAGUGAUGAUUUAGGUGAUAGUGACCGCACGGACGACGAAGACAUUAGGGAGAGUGGAAGCCCCAAACCAGUGAUGGUUUUCAUCCAUGGGGGCUCCUACAUGGAAGGAACUGGGAAUAUGUUUGAUGGCAGUAUCCUGGCCAGCUAUGGGAACGUGAUUGUCAUCACUUUCAACUACAGACUUGGCGUCCUAGGUUUCCUGAGUACCGGUGACCAAGCAGCAAAAGGGAAUUAUGGCUUGUUGGAUCAGAUCCAGGCUUUGCGUUGGACCAGUGAGAACAUUGCAGCCUUUGGCGGCGAUCCAUUGCGAAUCACUGUGUUUGGCUCCGGAGCUGGAGCUUCCUGUGUGAACCUGCUCACGCUGUCUCACUACUCAGAGGGAAACCGCUGGAGCAACUCAACAAAAGGCCUGUUCCAGAGGGCCAUCGCUCAGAGCGGCACAGCUCUGUCUAGCUGGGCUGUCAGUUUUCAGCCUGCCAAAUAUGCUCGAAUGCUGGCUCGGAAGGUAGGCUGCAACCUGGAGGACACUGUGGAGCUUGUGUUGUGCCUGCAGAGAAAACAUUACAAGGAGCUUGUGGAUCAAGACAUCCAGCCGGCCCGUUAUCACAUUGCCUUCGGGCCUGUUAUUGAUGGCGAUGUUAUACCCGAUGACCCUCAGAUUUUAAUGGAACAAGGUGAGUUCCUCAACUACGAUAUAAUGCUGGGAGUGAACCAGGGCGAGGGCCUUAAGUUUGUCGAGCUUAUCGUGGACAAUGAGAACGGUGUCCAAGCUAAUGACUUUGACUACGCCGUGUCCAGCUUUGUGGAUGACCUUUAUGGCUACCCAGAAGGCAAAGACAUCCUCCGAGAGACCAUCAAGUUUAUGUAUACUGACUGGGCUGAUAGGCAUAAUCCAGAGACACGCCGGAAGACACUCCUAGCACUUUUCACCGAUCACCAGUGGGUAGCACCAGCUGUUGCCACAGCUGACCUGCACUCCAGUUUUGGAUCUCCAACCUACUUCUAUGCUUUCUACCACCACUGUCAGACGGAACAGGUACCACCCUGGGCAGAUGCAGCACAUGGAGACGAGAUCCCAUAUGUGUUUGGCCUGCCUAUGAUUGGACCAACAGAGCUGUUUCCCUGCAAUUUCUCCAAGAACGACGUUAUGCUCAGUGCUGUGGUUAUGACCUACUGGACAAACUUUGCCAAGACAGGGGACCCAAACCAGCCUGUCCCCCAGGACACCAAGUUCAUCCACACUAAGCCCAAUCGUUUUGAAGAAGUGGCAUGGACACGCUACAACCAGAAAGACCAGCUUUACCUCCACAUUGGCCUGAAGCCCCGGGUCAAAGAGCAUUACCGUGCCAAUAAGGUCAACUUGUGGUUGGAGCUGGUUCCUCAUCUACACAGUCUCAAUGAGGUCACCCAGCUCAUCCCAACCACCACCAAGAUUCCUCCACCAGAGACUACUAAUCGAAUACCUAAGACCAAAGUUCUGGUGACCAAACGUCCUAACCCAACCCCAUUCCCCACUGAGACACAGGACAGUCACAACCAACCACAUCUUGUGGACCAGCGUGACUACUCCACUGAACUAUCUGUAACCAUUGCUGUGGGAGCAUCCCUGCUUUUCCUUAAUAUCCUGGCUUUUGCUGCACUUUACUACAAAAAGGACAAGCGCCGGCACGAUGUUCAUAGACGCUGCAGCCCCCAGCGGAGUGCCGCAAAUGACCUUGCCCACACUCAAGAGGAGGAAAUCAUGUCUCUACAGAUGAAGCAGCACUCAGACCUGGACCGAGAUUGCAGGGGGGUUGGCGACUCCCUGCACCCGCAUGACGUGGUUCUGAGGACUGCCUGCCCACCGGACUAUACUCUGGCCAUGAGGCGCUCACCAGAUGACAUCCCGCUCAUGACACCAAACACCAUAACCAUGAUCCCCAGCACCAUGGGAGGGCUCACCUCACUCCACUCUUUCAAUACCUUCCCCAGCAGUGGCCAGAACAACACCCUGCCCCACCCGCACCCACACUCACACUCCACCACCCGAGUAUAGCCCUGUGGAUGCACCCAUGCAGGCGGGACUCUGAUGGCUGAGGCUAAAGCUAAUGCCGCUGACGCAGCAGAGACUGAAGGCCAACUUUCUGACAAACACAAGUAUGUCAUGAGAUGAAAUGCCAUCCUGGAGUUGCCAGAAACCCAUGGAAUUACACUGGGACUGUACGACACCCUGUUAAUACCUGAGGAAAUAUAGUCAAGAGUUUCUGAGGGUUUGGACCAGGGAAAAAAGAAUAAUUAUCUUUUUGUACAAAAAUUUAAGACAAGAAAAAAAUACAUAUAAAGAGCUGAAGAUAAACAACCUCUAAAGCUAAAACAAAGAGGAGGAUGUUUUUUUAUUGUUAUUAUUUUUGUUCUGAUAUUGCAGCAAAACAAGGUACAGUAAAAAUACUUUCUCUUUCUAGCAACAGAUAUGGCCUUCGGGAUCUUUUGACAAAUGACUGCUUGACAGUAUUAUCUGGAUACAGAAGAGAGCAUCAGACACACCUUGGAGGUGAGAAGAAGGGAGCUCUUUGUAAAAGAAAGAAAGCGCGUUGUUUUCCUUUGGCAUCACGCUAGAGAUUACUCUGUGGGGCACAAUGUAGAUGCCAUGCAAACCAAUUUAGGCAUGUCUUGACAUCAUAAAUGGAGGCUAUGUAAGAUAAGGUAAAAAAGAAAAAAAAAACAAUUGUUGGAAAGAGCAAAGGAAAGACUGAAAACUUCAAGAAAAAGAAAUCCUGUAUGCACAACAGAACCAUUUUGAGGAGAAAAAAAUCUUGCAAAUACUUUUCAUCCAUUUAUUUUUGAGGAUUGGGAACAAUUUUAUUGUAUAGAACCUAUUUACAUAUCUAGAUCUGUACACUAAGCACCGAGGCUGUUUAAGCUCCCCUCUUUUCAGAGGGGCAUCCAUACUGCAAACCUGCCAGUAGAACUGAACCAGUAGGAAGUGGGGAUCCACCUACUGGCUUUCUGGCAUUUCCAACUUCAACACAGAGAGCUGGGGGACAAAGGAUAAUUGGAUAUUUUAGCACGAUGCGCAUGACAAUUUAUCUGCUUGAUGGCUGCUCUGCUGAUUAUGUCAUUAUUAAGAAUAAUUUUCACCCUCUCCCUUGCAUUGGAGAAAUUUCAGACAUAUUUCUUGAUUGGAUUACAAGAAAACACACACCCUUGCAGGACCAUGGGAAAUACAAUUCCAGGUUAUGGAUGAUGUGGGCUGGAGUCGGGGGUAGAAAGGGGAGGGGCUGGAAAUAUGGUUCAAAUUUUCUUGCAUAACAUGAUAUAGCUUGAGUGGAGCUGGGCAUAUAAGGACUAGUUUUGUACUCCGUGUGUUGGUACUACUUUUUGAUAGUGGUUAAAUCACAUUACACUGUAUCAAUCAAACUCAUUGUACCUUCAGUUGAGAUCAAUGUUCUUUGGUAUUCUGCCUACUUGACCACUAUACCGUAUAGAAGUAAUUACCUGCACUGUUUAUUCCAUUGCCCGUUUUUCUUUACUUUUAACUGGGAGGUGUGUUGACUGUGGUGGAGGGUGAAACUACUGGAAAAAAAAUUGUUGGGGGAGUGAAUUUCUGGAGCGUCUAGAUUUUUUAUUCAUCCAAUCGGGCACUGUAGAGCUCUUUAAACAUGAAUGCCUACACAUGACUAACACAAGUCAAAGGGCAAGAUGAUAGGAAAAGUUAGGGUCAUGGUAGGCCAAUUCCCAUGAUGCGCAUUUCAUCUAGUUUUUAUCAUUAGCCAAGGCUGGUUGUGUUAGGAGACACAUUGCGUUGGAAUUAUUGAAUUAUGUGAAGGAAGUAAAAAGGCCUCUCAUAGCAGCUCUGAAGCCCACAGUCACUCCUCUUUACCUCAUUUUGAAGAGCUACUUCUUUUCUUUUUUUAGCCCCACUCGUUUUCUACCAGGGAUUCUCUACUGUCUCAUCUUUUAUACUGAGCUGACAGCUGGGCUGUUUAGCAAAGCGGCUCGUCUCACAUCCGCACUGUCUUCAGUUGACCAUCUACUGCAAUGCUGUCUGCCUUUGCUAACAUCUUCAGGUCAGUGAAGCCUCAGCAGCUAACGAUGUUAUCCAUCGGUGUAGAAAUGAGUCACAGUGCAGUCAAAUCCAGUUGCUUAAAAGGUUGGAGUCACUGUGGGGGUAAAGUGGUGAUCUUCAAAGCAGACAGAGACAUGAAUAUCCUAGAUGGCAAGUCUAUUGUGCACAGAUAUAGAAAUAUGAAUGCUGGCGCAGAGAUGCUACUUGGUAAGCUGAAACGCUUUUCUCCCUGUUUUCCCUUCACUAAAAUGUAGAUGUGUAGAGGCCUCUGUUGUGAGAAUUCAGCCUGCCCCUUUUGGCUUCCUUACAGGCACUGUGCAGUCAUUCAAAAUAAUGAGUGCAGACUACUGUUACCCCAUGUAACAUUGUGGCAGACAAGCUGGAUGAGGGGAUAAAAUCUUGUCUCUCACAGGAAAUGUUGCUUUUUGGAAUACGAUUUAAAUUGAAUAAACUAAUUUUAUCUGUUGGCUCCAGAUUGUUUCUCUGGAUGAAAUGAACAGCCAGUGCUUGAUCUGGGAUUGAAACAAAAGAAAGAUUCCAAGGUUAUUAUCACACAUCAUCCUCGUGGGAAUUUCAGAAUCUGGAGAAAAUCUGCUCUGUAGUUUUGUUGGCACUGUAUCGACAAAUCAAAAGCUUUCAUACUUUAAUACCGAUAAUAUGUAUAAACACUCUCAUACACAACCAUGUGAUAAGAAAUUACACCUGGGCUUUCCAAGUAUUUUGUUUCCCCACACAAAAUGUUUUAUAUAGGAAAACCCUCUACUUGAACUCAAGAUUUAUUAGACCCAUAUAAAAAGCAACAUGACCUUGUUUUUGUAACCCAAUUGCUCAAAUGCACUUCACUAGAUGUGGAAAGGACUCUUGAAAGAAAAUUAAAUGAUAAUGUUGGCUAUGCAGGGAUUUAGGAACAUUUGUGCCUGAAUGUGUGCAUCAGCAACAAAGUAAUUCCUAUUAUGUAGGUUACUAAUUUAAAAUGUGUAAAGAGUUACAUGGGGUAGGUCAGAUUGCACACCGUGAGUCCAAGCAAGACAAACAAAAUCUGUUUUUCUUUGUUUAUAUUGGUUUAUUACUGUUUUCUCGCAUUUGAAUACCAAAACAAUGUGUUUCAUGAUGUAAAUCCAGUGGAGCACUAUAUUUGUUCACUUUUUUGGCUACAAACAUGGCAAAAACAAAAUAAGAUCUUUAUCUGUAAAUUUUUUUGUUUGUGUUGUGUUUUGAUUAUUUUUUUUUGUUACAGUGAACAUUUGAUACUUUAAUAUGACACUAAAACCAUUGAAUUUAUAAUCCCCGUUGACUAGACAUGACCCUCUGCAUGCCUACUGCAUGUAUGUAAGUAUACAGUGCACCCAAACAUGCAGUUGCAAUUGAAACAAAACCAAAAAAUAACAAACAAAAAAAUGAAGAGCUCCAUAGUUUCUGUCACUUUCUGUGAUCAAUCUUCCGCACAUGCUGUGGAAGAUCAUAUCCUAUGAUUAAUUGGGAUCCAGUGUUCAAUCUUUAAAAUCUCUUAGCUAACUCACAACAAGUGUCCAGUGGUCAACUCGUUCCAAAACAGCCAUCUCAAAAAACAAAAGACUAUGUAGUUUUGUCUUUUGUCUGGUGGAACCACAGCUUGCAUGACUUUCCAUCACAUUUUAGGAUUGCAUUUUACAUAAAUCCACGUAAUAUGACAAAUCAUUCUGAGCAUGACUUACUUGCAUUUUAGUCAUAUUGCUUUACAAAGCUCCCCAAAAAACAUUUCCCUUUUAAAGUUUGCAAAACUGCAGCAUUAGCAGUAGGAUGAAAGCCACUGAGAACGAGUAAUUACAACUCUACAUGAAAAUAUCACAGGGGUUGAGAUCGUAUAUAGCUAGCACUUGCCAAAUUCAAACAUUGCUCUCCAGAGAAAUGACAAAGGGGCAAAGGCAGGGCCACCCACUGAAUUAAACAUAUAAUUGCACUGAUGGGUAAAUAGUCAAGCAAUUGCAAGGCCAUGCUAAGUGGGUGACAGCCAGGGAUGAAUCCUAAUUAAUAACUUGCCAUGCAUCCAAUUGUCUGAUUGAUGAUAGGUGAAAAAUGUAAACCAACUGUAGCGUGAAAAAAAAUGAGAGAAAUGUUGGUCAGCACCUGACAUAUUUGGAAUUAUAAAUGGAAAUUGCUAGAAACUGUACUGAACUUAAUUUAUAGUGGCAGUUGCUAACAAGAUUUAGCCUCUGCAGUGACUACAUGCAAAUAUAGUCCAAAUUUUCUCAUAAGGAAAAAGCAGUUGUGCUAAAUUGCUUGAGGAUGUAAAACUAGACAGGAAGACAGCAAAACUUUUUGCAGGACUCAAUCAGGAAAUAUAUAAGUAAGCAAAUGCAUUAAAUACAUUUAACAGUUUUGACAGUUGUGUAUGGAAAGACAUGGUUAUCAAAGCAAAUUGAAAGCAAAUUGGCAUAAUUUGUGAGAAAACUGCAACUUUUGAAAAUAACAGCACCGAAUGACCUUUCCCUGAAGACAAGUGCAGGCUUUAUGAAUUAGAAAGCUUUAAAAGAUUAAAUCUUGAAAGCAAUGCGCAAAUUGAAAGUCUGAUUUAAGCACCAGCUAGCUGCUGUUUCCCUUGCAAUUAGGAAGAUGUGAAAAAGAUUUAAAAUACACAGUAGCAGAAGAAGAGAAUGCUGCCGAGCACCUCUCUGACCACAGAUACGACCUAGCACCUUUAUUGAGACUGAAGCAAAGUUAAGACAUAAUGGUAUUUGACUAAUGGCAUAAAACCCUAUCAAAAUCAUAUCGCACUACUCCACUUAACAUAUCCACAAUGUGUAUUCUAGAUUUAUUCAUUUAUUGUCUUAACAGCACCAAAAUUGAAGGAUUCAGUAAUUUUCACUAAGGCAACCUCACUGGAAGACUGAUGCAUUUCAAAGCAAACUAACUUGUUUUGCCUGGUGACAUUUUCUCUAUUAAGAUUCGCAAUCUUUGGGUAAGAAACGGUCCACAUCUAAAGGCGUGUCACCUUUUAAGCUGUAUGUUGAAUGUGCCCUGUGAAAAUGUCAAUAUUCCUUUCUUAGUGUUUCCAUUAAAAUACAUUUUUUUAUGGUAUAAGGAAUAUCUCAAAUGCAUUUCCUACCUCAUAGAACAUUUGCAAAUAAUAACUUUUGUGAAUGUUACAUUUUCCAUCCUGCUGUUAUUCUCUUGUAUCGAUAGUAAAGUUUUAUCAGGCUGUCAGUAAGCAUUGCCAACCCCUGCAGCCGCCACAAAUGUAGGUCAUGUCUCCCUGCUCAUGACACGAAUGUAAACGGUUGUGUACAUAUGAUGGUAGGUACUAGCAGUGCUGAGACUUUAUCAUUUAAAAAAUGCUUAACAGCACCUCUAGUGGUCAUAGGUUCCACAGGGUACCUCAGAGUUGUGUUCUUCAUGUUGUAAAAAUCUCAGCCCACAACUAAAGUACAACUACAUAUGUUUUUAAGAAAGGGCUAGCAUUUAAUAGACUAGGGCUAAGAAACGUAUAUAAUUAUGAAACGUAUGACUGAAACAAGGUGAUAAAUUUUCCCAAUCAACAGAACAGGGGCCACUACAGAAACCAAGUUGCCCUUCUCUUUUCAUCUAAUUUGUUGAAGUGUUGAUUCACUGCUAAGAAGGCAAAAAGGAAAAAGAAAAAAAAUCCUUCCUUGCUGAUGUUAGGAAACUGGAGUAAUUGACACUCAUUUUUAAAACUCUACAUAUCCAGUCCCAGAGUGCCACUGAGACUUUGCUACAUAUAUAUGACACUCUUUUCACUGAGAAGCAUUUUGAUUACGUUAAAGAGUGGAAAAUAUCAUAAACAUAUAUUCUCUUAACACAUCUUUUUAAACUUAGGGCAAGUCACACGCCUGCCCUAUAACAGAGGAAACAUUAAGCCUUAAAACUGAGAACUAAUAACAAUAAAACUUUAUUGGAUAGUGAAAUGAGCAAAUUAAAUACGAAAGAAGUUCAAAUUUAAUUGCAGUUAUUAUACUGUUUAUACGCUGUGGUAGUUUUACGUGGAACAUUACAAAGUUAUGAGGAAAAGGGUAUACCUUUUGUGUAAGUGCUGUGUACCAUAACAUCAUAAACAUACACCUUUUGCCCAUCUUUUUCUAAUUCAGCCUGGUUCAUAACUGAAUUUCUCUUAUUUUUAAGAAGAUUAUUAAAAUUCUGUAAUUUUCUAAAGCCGUUGCGGGCAGGUUGAGCACACUGAUUACGUGCAGCAUGCGUGGGCAGGAGGGUCUUUACAUGUGUGUUUGCUAAAAUACACACAUCUUCAAAACAACAACAGCCAAAAGACACACACACACAGUUGUAAAAUCUUAAACAUGACCUGCAAAAAUCCAUCACCCCCUUUUGAAUGCAUAUGCUGGUAUUGUUCAUUUCCAGUUACCAGUAUGCUCCUUUGUCAGCCUUGUAAACAUUAUUUCCAUUAGUGUUUAAUUCUAUAUUGUGCCUAUUUUGUGUUUCUGUGUUGAAUAUUUAAAUAUUCUGUUUAUUUUGUGUCAUAUGAUGUCUUGCUUGUCCUGAAUAAGACUUGAAUUUGGACUUAUUGGCUUUGUGCUUGUAGCAGCACUCAUUUGUAAGAGUGUUGACAUUCAAAUGGCAGAUGUGAGAUAUUAGUCUGAGAAUGCCCCAGAGUUGAGAAUGACUCCCAUAUGGUGUCACCCUCCUUUAAAAUAUUGUGUCCAAUUAGCCCAGUCUCAUGGCAGCUUGUGAAAUAGUCCCAAAAAUGCGAUCUGUGCGCUUCUGUACAGGAUGACUUUUGGUUUAAUCAUGACAGAGAAGCAACACUCCCACGGUCAUCAGAUGCAACUUAUCUACCAGAAAAUUACUUUUAGUAAAACUAUUGCGUAUAAGAAGAAUAAAACAAAAGAAUGGUAAAAAUGUCUCUUUGAUUAAGUUCUUGUAGUUUUGCCACUAUCCUCCUACUUUCUUGAGUGGACUUUAGUACAUUAAAGUGGAAGCUGUCUUGUUGUUUACAUCCGUAACAUAUAGGUAUUAUUUACAUCUAUUUCUCAAGCUACCGUGAGACGGUGUUAGUCUGCCAUUUGCAAAAGGGGAAGUUUCACCCAAUCCAGGUAGCAUUUCUUCAGUCAUUUCUUUUGACUCCCAGCACCACUAGAUUUUAUUAAGCCAGUCAAGAAGGGUGAGUAUACAUCCAAACAGUUUGGGACUGCAAACACUUGUGAAACCCUGUUCUAGGGGGAAGCUUCAUUUUUUUUUUUUGUUCUUGUGUAAAGCUACGCAGAUCGUGGUUGACAGUGAGCCUGUGUUGUAGUGCAAGGGCAGAGAGGAACGAGCACUGCGAAUGAAUGUAACGCAUCGUGCCAUUUUCUGACCUCAAAGCGCAGCAGAAACAACAAUUAAACCUCAGAUUCAUCCUGAGAGGUUUGUGCAAGCAGUCUGAAAGCUAAAGGUGGAUUUGUUCUUUGAAAGUCAUGUGAACCGGAGGAACUAUGUGAGCAGGUCUGGCAUUUGUAUUGUAGAUUAUUUGUCACUUGUCUUUCUUUCUGGUUAAAUAGUAAUUACUCUUCUGGAGCACAAUAAAUGAUUUUAAUAUGCUGAUAUGUUUUUUUUUUCUCUGGAGUCUUCAUUUAUUAUUUUCUGUGGCUGUUGCUAAGUUUACUAAUUUAAUUGGUGAAGCACACAUCACUUCGUACUCGCGAGUAAUUACUCUAGCAAUUUAUUUGUGGCGUGAUUAAAUUUGUUUUCUGUGACUGAAGGCUGAACAAGCUUUGUCCUAGGUAGAAUGCAUUAAAAUAAAAACAGUGCCUGUAAAACCUCACCAUGUUCGUACAGGAAGUACACACGGUGAUAGAGGGUGAACAUCUGUCACUUUUGUUGAAAUGGGCAAAAAAUGUGACAACAAAAUUAAAGAGUUUC
This is a messenger RNA of Pelmatolapia mariae (spotted tilapia), 11493 nucleotides long. RefSeq names its product neuroligin 1 (gene nlgn1). Gene Ontology annotation, cellular component: postsynaptic specialization membrane; synapse; plasma membrane. The coding region runs from base 985 to 3636 and encodes 883 amino acids. The transcript is spliced from 12 exons. Gene Ontology annotation, molecular function: neurexin family protein binding; signaling receptor activity. Lineage: Eukaryota; Metazoa; Chordata; Actinopteri; Cichliformes; Cichlidae. The record is from RefSeq and is a predicted model, not a curated record. Gene Ontology annotation, biological process: neuron cell-cell adhesion; presynaptic membrane assembly; postsynaptic membrane assembly.